UCAGACCCGGGCCUCGUCCGUCCCUCGCUCCCUCGGGGGACGAGGAGGUCCCUCGUCAUCUGCAGAUUGACAGAAUUACUCAAUAAAUAAGCAGCCGAUUAUGGUGCUGAUGUUGCUUCUCCGAGCUCUCCCGCGGCCCUGUCCUCAUUCUCCCUCCCUGCUCAUUCCCUUGCGCACACGCAAUUCAGCCGAGCUUCGCUGGAGUGUCCCGUCCUCCGGCUCUGUUCGAGACCGUGUGGUGUGGUGUGGUUUGGUGUUUUCUGGCGUGGUGUGGUGUGGUGUGGUGUGCUGCGAAUGAGAUGCGUAUGAGCGACAUCGAGCAAUUGGGAUAGAAUAGCUUGCGGGACGAGGUGGUGACGAGACCCAGCCGGGCUACGUUUCUAGCAGAGUGUGGGUAUGAUGUAUAGAGGUUUAUGACGGUGGUGGUAAUUGUGACGAGGGCGGAAGACGAUGUCCGACCCGAGGGAUGGAGGGUGCGGUGCGGCGAACGAGGAGUCUGAGUGGUUGUAUUUUUGACGCACCAAUUGGAAUUGUUUAAGCGUGUAUGGUUGGUUGGUUGGUGUGUGUGGUAAGAAGUGUACCUGUCGCCGAGUGCUUCCCAAUCGAUUCACGGCGAGAGAGUUUAAGGGGAGGGGAUGAUGUUGAGUGGAGUGCACGAGUCUUUUUCCGUAGGGAAUUCGGAUGGCGUUCUUUGGUGACGGUGGAGAUGCGGUGUCGUGAGAAGUCGAUUUCGAACCGAGCGCUCUCGUGUUCCGGAAGGUAGGACGGGUUGUAGUGUCGACGCUGUUCAAGAGCACUGCUGCUGCAGAGAGAGAGAGAGAGAGAGAGAGAGAGAGAGAGAGAGAGAGAGAGAGAGAGAGAGAGAGAGAGAGAGAGAGAGAGAGAGAGAGAGAGAGAGAGAGAGAGAGGAUUUGGAGAAUUGAUGAGUCCCCGGGGCGGAAUACGGCCGGGCGGGCAAACGGCGACGCUCUUCAUUUUAUGGACAGGCUGCGGAGCAAGAAGCAUUGGAAGUUCGAAUGGAUUGGUCGUAGAAGGCUUGGAUACAUUGCCCUCCCUGUGCAGUUGAUGUUGGGAUCUUUAAGCGAGAGGAUUUAGUACGACAGCUUGAAGCGAAAAUUUGUGCCCCGUGGUCAGAGGCCCUAGGAGUUUUGAUCUUCGUAGGCGUGUAAGGCAGGCUGUGAGUUGGUGCUGUUGCCAGGCGAAUCUACCACCAAUUUUACGAUUUCCGGUUCUGCACAUGCGCGAUUCGAGAUUUGGAGCGCUUACACCACAGAAUUACUCUUAUCCCACUGGCAGAAGAGCCUAAAAUAAAUCUGGAUUUAGCAAUUAUGGAAAAUUACAACGGCAUGGGCCCAGGAGAGAGCUGGCCGCUAAGUUGGACUCCUGUAGAGAAGAGUCCUGUCAAGCGUAACAAAGAUUACUCCUAUCUGCUCUUGCCUUCGGAGCUGAUGAUAGCCGAGGGCCUUGCAGUGGUAUUGGUGAAUAUGGAUAUCGCUGGGACGGUCCUUGUCACCAACUAUCGACUCAUUUUUAUCGGAGAAGACGGGAAGGUGGUGCCUUUGGGUACAAUACCUUUGGGCACUAUUGAAAACGCUCAGCUGUCGACUGUUAAGGGUCCUCAGCAGUCAACUCCACGAAAUGCAGCUCGCGUUGGAUAUCGAGGCCCCAUCCGCCAUCUCCUUGAAGUUGUUGGAAAAGACAUGAGGAAAAUUGCUUAUUGUUUUCGACCCAAUUCGGAACAGAGGGAGUCGGUUUUCAAAGCAAUGACAAAGUUUCUACUAAGUCCUACACUCUGGGACCUAUAUGCAUUCAGUAGUGGGUUACCACCGGCCUUCCAGAGUGGGGAUCCGAUGUCACGGUUGCAUGCUGAAUAUACGCGUAUACUCACGGGUACAGACAACAAGACGGAUGGCCCUACGAAUACAUCCGGAUCGAUGAGAUCUAGCACACCCGUGAAGCCAGGGAAAUCAUGGUGGCGCAUCAGUGAAGUGAAUUUAGGUUACACAAUGUGUGCGACCUACCCUUCCCGUCUGAUCGUCCCCUGCUCUGUAAGUGAUGAAGACAUUCAGCAAGUAAUGAGUUUCCGCGCUCGCGCUAGAAUACCAGCUGUGGUCUGGCGACAUGGCGGAAAUGGAGCGGUCCUAGCGAGAUCUGCUCAGCCUUUAGUAGGAUUUUUGCAUUCCACACGCAGCCCUUGCGACGAGAAACUUCUUGCGGGUCUGUGCCCACCUCUCGGUGGGUCAUCUUCACCACCCAGAAAGCUAUAUGUCGCAGAUGCGCGACCAAGGACGAAUGCAAUUGCAAAUGGGGCCUUAGGCGGAGGCACAGAAUCUCCUGCACAUUAUCCGCACAUUGAGGUCGUUUUUCUUGGCAUCGAAAACAUUCAUUUCAUGCGAGAAAGUUUUACAAAGCUUCGUGAUUAUCUGGAUACACAUGGAAGUGCAUCUUCUGAUGGUUCAUCCUCUCUCCUGAGGGCUGGCGAUUGGGCUUGGGGUGGAGCUUCUGCGAGCAGUAUGGCAUCGGCUGUUACAGCCCUUGGGCAGAGUGGAUGGUUGUACUAUGUACAUACUAUAUUGUCCAAUGCAGCCUGGAUUGCGGGACGCGUGGUGAUGGAAGGUGCUUCUGUUCUGGUUCAUUGCAGUGAUGGGUGGGACCGUACAACGCAAUUGAUCUCCCUCGCUCAAAUUUUACUGGACCCUUACUAUCGGACAUUUCGUGGAUUCCAGGCACUUGUGGAGAAAGACUGGUUAGCUUUUGGACAUCCAUUUGCAGAUCGUCUCGGAGUGCCGACUUUUACUGGUGGCAAUUAUACAGUGGAAGGUUUAGGCCAUACCCCCAGCGAAUCUAGUGCACCUGUGCGGAAUGGUCCAAGUUCUGCAUUUGCAUCAUCUGCUCCUGGUGCUGUACGCGUCACCAAUAACAACGAAUCUCCAGUUUUCCUGCAGUGGGCUGAUUGCGUUGCACAAUUGAUCCGAUUAUACCCACGAGCUUUUGAAUUUUCAUUGGCUUUCCUCGUCGAAUUUUUCGACAGCGUGCUUUCAUGUCGUUUCGGGAACUUUCUCUGCAACAGUGAAAAGGAGCGGGUCCAGGCAAACAUUAGUGAUUCUACUGCCGAUAUAUGGACGUAUCUCGAAAAAGCCCGCAGUGGUGGUAGGGCGCAGCAUGAGCACUAUAAUAUGUUGUACGAAGCUGGCAAACAUACAGGAGCACUUUUGCCUCCAGCUGCAGCACUUACUCCCUCCCUAUGGACCGAAUUCUAUCUGAGAUGGUCCUGCCCAUAUGGCUUGAAUUUCAAAGGUUGCAUGCCAACAGGGUGGGGUCAAGGAGGGGAUAUCGAGAAUGAAGCUCGAAAAAGUGCUCGGUCGAUGAGUGUUCUCAAAACUGGUAAGGAAAGGGCCGAGAUGAAGCUUCUGGAGGCACAAAUAACCAAGUUGGCUUUGGAAGAGCAACUGAAGGCGGAAAGGCAACAGAAGCUUGCCGCAAUCACUGAAGCAGGACAAGCGCAGCAAGAAACUGCUGCCUUGAGGCGGGUAUUACAAGCUAUGGGUUGUAAGGUUCGAAUUUCCAAGGCUCAUUCCGGUGGCAAUUACUCCGAAGGUGAAAUACUGUACGAAGAGGAUAUUGAGGAUAAGACGGAUGGUUCUCCACAUGAUCAACCUGAUGUUGAUCUAAACAGGACAGAACCUCUGGCAGUUUCGAUUUUGUUGGAGGGAGAUAGCACUGCGUUUCACAUAAGGAGAGCAUGUGGCGUGGACGGUGCUCUCAGUUGCAGUAAUGUCCAGACAGGGGACGUAUGUAAAUGGCCUCAGGGCAGAUGUGCCAGGUUGGGAAGCGCUUUUCUCGGCUUAAAAGCCGAUUUUCAAGCUCUACAGCAAUUGUCAAUACUAGAUUGUUAUUUUGAUCCUGAGCACAAAGGCUCCACGAGUUCUGGGAUCGCUACUUCCUCACAAACUCCUGUUGUAACCUAAGUGAGCCCUAAGAGUGAGUGUCAAAAGUAGAUUCUUGCAUAAGCAACAACGACAGCUUCCCCCAGCUGGCAACAGGGUAGCUUCCACAAUUAUUUACAUCUUAGAGGGGUGAUUUUUCUUCUCUAUCUUUACUGCAAAAUUUCAAUCAUCAUUUUUGUAAUUCAUCCUUGCUCGUACGCCUUUCAUGAUAUGUAUGCCGUCCU
Molecule: messenger RNA, 4171 nt
Organism: Marchantia polymorpha subsp. ruderalis
Lineage: Eukaryota; Viridiplantae; Streptophyta; Marchantiopsida; Marchantiales; Marchantiaceae
Source: the annotation of a GenBank genome assembly